Messenger RNA from Penicillium alfredii, 954 nucleotides. RefSeq lists its product as uncharacterized. Gene Ontology annotation, biological process: regulation of DNA-templated transcription. Gene Ontology annotation, molecular function: zinc ion binding; DNA-binding transcription factor activity, RNA polymerase II-specific. The record is from RefSeq and is a predicted model, not a curated record. Lineage: Eukaryota; Fungi; Ascomycota; Eurotiomycetes; Eurotiales; Aspergillaceae. The transcript is spliced from 3 exons. The coding region runs from base 1 to 954 and encodes 317 amino acids.
AUGCUCUCAGAGAAAGAGAAUGCAGCUCAUGACACAAGCAUUAAGAGUGGAGAUCAGGAACAAGCUCCAGAGACCCCUGGUCAGGUUCAAUGUUCAGUUUGUCGCAGCACUUUCCGUCGACCGGAGCAUCUAAAACGGUAUCUGCGGAGUCACACGAAGGAGAAGCCGUUCGAGUGCAUCCAAUGCGGUCGACAUUUCUCGAGGACUGACACACUUCAUCGCCACGAGGUCAGUCACCAUGCACCGGGAGGUGAAGGCGGGAAAGACCGCAGCCACCGGAUCACCGUCAAGACGUUUCGGGCAUGUUUCAGCUGUGCAGCGGCUAGAGUGCGAUGUAGCGGUGGCAUGCCGUGUGGACGGUGUGGCGCUCGCUCCCUCGAAUGCCAGUAUCCUACAGAGAGGCGCUCCAAGGCCAGGGCUCGGGAAGAAGGCUUACGAAGUCUUGCAUCUGCCGAGACCCAGGAAACUGGCCUGCAGACUCGACGCCCUUCGCAAGCUAGCGACACUCAUCUGAAACCUGUGCGAGCAGAUUUGAGUGGUCAAUUCAAAUUAUCGUCAGAUAUUCAAAGCUCUGGUCUGGAUAUUUCCAAUCCUGACUUACACUUGUCCCACGCCGACCAAGCAUUGGAUGAGACAACCCUUUUUUUCGACGGCUACGAUAAUGGAGAUGGACACCAACCAUUCGGUCAAGGUUCGACCCCCAAUAUCCUCAAGCAAUUCUCGGAAUCAAUACCUGAUCUCGACUCUAUGACGACCUCGAAUGUUGACCUCGAAAUGGCCAUGGCGGACAAUCCGGAAAGGUCCUUGGGACUUAAUCCUACCCUUUUCGAUCAGUCGAUGCUUUCGAUAACCAACUGGCUCCCUAACGACUUGUUUGCACCCAGUGACCAGACCCAAUCGCGAUAUGAUCAGUCUUUAUUGUCAGAUGCCUCCAUGGAUCGCUCGGCAUGGUAA